UACAGAGAAGCUGUCACUUCUUAUCACUUUCAUGCACUUCUCAGUGUGUGGCAGUGUCAUUUAGACUAAAAAUGCGUGCAUUUGUGUUUGAUCUCUUAUCAAAACUUUCUAAAAGGUUCCAAAUAAAAGUAGCUAAAUAUAUUUCUACGUGCUUUCUGAAAGAAAAAAAAGUUGCCAGAGUAGUCUAAUAAGUUGUUAAAUCUAGCAACAAAAUUGCUAAGUUGGCAUCAGCGCGCACGCUCAAGAAAGCGGAAAUAGAAAUGCGUCUUCCGGGCAACUAACGAAUACAAGCAGCAGGACGGAGAAGCUGGACACACAGUGCCGCAUAUUUUGAUUUUAGGAUAGUUGGGUUACACAAAUAUAUUUUAAGACUUUUGACUGUGUUUCCAAAAUGAGCGACGCCGGGGCGGGUAACUUUAAACCCAGCUGAGACGAUGUGAUAGUACGGUAGCGUUAGCCUGUCACUGUUAGCAAGCGUUAGCACGGUUAGCUAACGUAUGCGUUGACCCGGCAGCUAGUCGGAAAAAAAGUUGUUUUAGACACGGUUAUUUAGGAGAGUAACGCUAUGCUGAUCAGCUAUUAAACAUUUUUGUAGUUUGAAUGUAAAUCAACGAGGCAACCAGUCGGCAGAGUCCGAUGUGUUUCUAUCCGUUAGCGACGUUGCCUGCUUUGAAAAUCGAGCUAGCAAGAGGACGUUAAGUUAGCUUAGCUGAAACAUAAACGACAUCAUCCACCAAACUGGACAAAACAUUGGAUUUAGUCGGCUUUAAAUCGGGCUCGGCGGGUUCGCUGACCCCUCAGAAAAAGAUGAAGAAGAGAAAGGAGCUGAACGCCUUGAUCGGACUCGGGGACAGUAAGAGAAAGAAGACCAAAAAGGGGUCCGGUCACAGACUCCUCCGAACCGAGCCGCCGGACUCGGAGUCGGACUCCAGCUCGGACGACGACGAGUUCAACAACCUGAGCAGCGGAGCAAACUUUGGGAAAAGAAGCUACACGCAGUGCUGCAAUGUCUGCUACCCGUUGUUUCUGUUCAUCAUACUAGCUGCCUGUGUCAUGGCUUGUGCUGGACUCAUAUGGAUGCAAAUUGCUCUGAAAGAAGAUCUGGAUUCCAUGAAAGAAAAGCUGCACAGCAUGGAAUCCAGCCAAAAGGUGUCGUCAAGUGAAAUACCAAAACUAAGUGAGGACCUGAAAAACAAGGAGAGGAAGCUUGACGAUAUUGAGAACGGGGACAAGGGGUUGAGCAAACUCUGGUCUAACCUGACAGAAAUGAACAGAAAGAUCAGUUUGCUGGAUUCUGCUGUAAACCAUUUAAAGGCCAACUUGAAAUCAGCGGCUGAUUUAAUCAGCCUACCCACAACAGUUGAAGAGCUUCAAAAGAGUGUUGCUACAAUCGGCAGCACACUAACAAGUGUACAACACGAUGUGAAGACUAUGCAGGCAGCCCUCGAAAAUAAGAAGAAAGAUGACGAUGGCUUGAAGAAGACAAUGGACUUAAAUGAUCUGAGAAAAGCAGUCAGCGAGGCCAACAAGACAGAGGAGCAGCACCACACCUGGACUGAUGAGCAGAUCCACAUCCUCCUCUCUACGGUCGCAGAUCUUCACGCAAGAGUGUCGUCGUUAGAGAACGGGUCGAAACAAAGCUUAAAGGACAAUGACGCAGAAGAUCAACUGCCACAUCAAGCAACUGAGACGGUGAAAGAAGCUACAGUAAUCAAAGCAACACCUGAGGAUGUGCAAGAGAGAUCCACACCACUGCCAGAGCCACAGACAAGCAGACGUCCACGCUUCUUAACUCCAAACCGCACUAAGAGAAAUGCUGAGACAAGAUGCCCAAAGAGGGUGUCCCUGCCUGGUGUCAGUUCUCUGAAAGACCUGGAGAAAAUCUUCCAGCAGGCAGGCGUCGGACAUAAUUCACUCGGACUGACCUAUCAAGACCUGAGCAAAGUAUUUGGAACGUCAACUCCCAGCGCUCGUACCUUGGAGUGCUUUGACAGUGACGGGGACCAGAGGUAUUCCCGGACGGAGCUGAGAGCUGCUGUAGGCGUGUGAGCACAUCGUCGCUCGACAGCAGUGAACAGUAUUGGAAACCCAGCGGGGUCUGGGGUCCGGACUUCCCGACCCUUUUCUGUAAUUGCUGCACUUUUGUGAACUGAAAUAUUUAUCAUACUGAUUGUGGAACAGUGGCGCUGGCAUGCCCCCCCUACUCACUCACCCCCUGCUGCCCCCCCCCCCUGCCCCCCCCCCCGAUCCAUUUCAGCACAACUUCAGCCACAAAACAUAAGCUUACAUUUUAAAAUGAAUUCAUGAUUACCUGUAUGCAGAAUGUUCAGCGCUUAUUUUAGUAAAUUCCUUGGUUUAUGUUAAUAUACCAUGGAAAUUAAGUGUUGUGAAUAAUUUUUUGAAUCCAGUUUUCCACCUUCAGCUCUCAGACUUGCUGUUUUCCUGCACCCAUGUUUUGUUUUUUAACCAAUCUGUCUCCUUUUUGAUGUAACAUUUUUUGAGUAUUUAGCUUCUACGGAGGCUGUAAUUGUCAGUCUGUUGCAGUUUCCCCCCCCCCCCACACCCAUCAACACCACCAGGUACAAACUCACCUGAACCUUAUUUAUAGAACCUGAGGUAGACUUUUAUGAAUGUUUACAAAUGACUACUAGAAACAGAAUUUGUGUGAGGCUUUGGUUUAGUUUUUAGCCAGUUUCCUCUCUUAGCUGAAACACACAAUUGAGCAUAAUUUUGUAUGCUCUUUUGUAAGUUAAACAUAAGGUUUCAGACUUUUUUCUGUUCAGUGUGUUUUUCCUCAUUUAUCUUCUGUUAGUCGCUACAUUUUAAUCGGGAUCAUGUGUUAAGUCCAUUUGUCCAUUUAACUGUAGUGUUUUGGGUUGUUUUUUUUUUUUCCUUUUUGCUGUUUUUGCAGUUAUACAAGAUUUGAAGGGCUAUGAACACUUUGAAUCAUUCAGUAAGACUUUUUGAAGUGGUAAUUUGUGAGGCAUAUGUAGCAAUAACAAAAAGAUUUAGAUAUAGCUUGAUUAAAAUCGCAGUAGAUGGUUUGACACAGAAAGGAGGCACACCUAGCUCACAAUGUGUAACAGGUAGUAUAAGAAGCACUGACCAUCACUCUUUACUUGAUUCAUUUUAUUCCAUUUUUAUGGGCCUAAUAAUGGUGUAUUUGUCAUACUUUAACAUUGUUGUACUCUGUAAAAAUGGUUUAAAUGUAUUCUCAACUAAUUAUCUUGUGAAGGGCGUCAGGUUGGUAAAACUUUGCUUUACCGUCUUAAUCUCAACAUUGUACAUUUUUUAAAAAAUAAUUCUGUUGUGCUUUGCAUGUUGCUUAUAAUGUAACAUGAACAAAUUAUUUAUAAACUUAACAUAGUCAAUACUUGUUUCUUUGCAGGACAAUGGUUAGUUGUGCUCAACAUGUAACAGCUUUGGCCAUCAUGACAUAGAUUUUUGGGUCCAUGCUGCUACUGUACGUGGGAGGUUUUAUGAAUGUGUUUGUGUGAGCACCAAUGAAUAAACACAGUUAAAAGGUU
Molecule: messenger RNA, 3527 nt
Organism: Thunnus maccoyii (southern bluefin tuna)
Lineage: Eukaryota; Metazoa; Chordata; Actinopteri; Scombriformes; Scombridae
Gene: efcab14
Product: EF-hand calcium binding domain 14
Exons: 9
Coding region: 808-2049 (413 amino acids)
Source: RefSeq, a predicted model, not a curated record